AUGACUGAAGCGGGGGGACUAGCACCAAAAGAUGAGUUUGGGCUGGUGGUAUUCGAGCUGUGCAGGUCCAGCAUCUUUUCCGGAAGCAGCUCUUUUUCCGGAUUGGAUCGGCCAAAGCACGGGUCCAAUAUUGAGUCGAUGCCAAACUUGAGUUUCUUGUGCAUCAUCGACAACUCGAUUCGAGUGUUCAUAAUCUGCAUCGCUCAGGUGCAACCAAUCAACAUGACCCGCCCACUGCAGGUCGACCAAUCACCCAUUGACGACACGCCCAUCCUCUAA
This is a messenger RNA of Strongylus vulgaris, 279 nucleotides long. Lineage: Eukaryota; Metazoa; Nematoda; Chromadorea; Rhabditida; Strongylidae. The record is from the annotation of a GenBank genome assembly.